AUGAUCUGGACAGAAGGUCUUGGAUUGGCUGUAACUCUCCUAUCCGUGUGGAAAGUAAGCGUGGUGGAGCACAAUAUUACCUCUGACAGCUACUUCUAUGAACUCUUCGAGCCAGUAUGUCCCUCGCCAAUUGGAAAUGGAACAGGGGAUUGGGCCGAAGCCUACGCUAAAGCGCGCGCAUUCAUUUCGCAAUUGACAUUGGAAGAGAACAAUAAUCUCACGUAUGGUAUAUCGACCACCUCCAAUGCUUGCUCAGGGGUGGUUGCCGGAAUCCCUCGUCUGGGAUUCCCUAGAUUGUGUUUUGAGCAUGCAGGAAAUGGAGUCCGGUAUGCUGACUUCGUGAAUAACUACCCCAGUGGGAUUCACGUUGGUGCGAGCCGGAAUAAAUCCCUUGCCUAUGACCGGGCCUGUGGUGUUAUGGGCGGGGAAGGUGCUAAGGGGAUGCAAGCUCAAGGUGUUAUUGCUAGUGUGAAGCAAGAACUCUACAGCAAGGCGGUUGAUGACGCCGGCAACUACACUAUUGAGGCUGUUUCCAGUAACAUUGAUAAUAAAACGAUACAGGAAUUGUAUCUCUGGCCAUUCCGUGAUUCGAUAAAGGCAGAAGCAGGGAAUAUCAUGUGUUCGUAUAACCGGGUCAACAAUUCCUUCGGUUGCCAGAACAGCACGACAAUGAACGGACUACCGAAGACGGAGCUCGGAUUCAGUGGGUUUACCGUCAGCGACUGGAAUGCACAACACUCCGGAGUCGCGGCUUCCAUAGCUGGACUUGACAUGGCCAUGCCAGACGGUCAAAAAUACUGGGGUAACAAUUUCACCGAAGCAUAUGCCAAUGGCGGUAUAUCUGUUGCCCAUCUAGAUAAUAUGCCAAUGAUCAUUUCAGCUUGGUACAAGAUGGGACAAGAUGGGGCUACCUACCCUGCUCCUGGAGUGGGUGUACCGUACAAUAUUCGCGCCCCACAUCGGAUUGUGAACGCCCUUGACACGGAUGCCAAACCAACACUUUUCGAAGGGGCAGUAGAAGGUCAUGUCCUUGUGAAGAACACGAACGAUGUUCUCCCGCUUAAAUCACCGAGCUACUGUCCGUCUUCGGCUACGACGCCAAAGCCCCUGCUCUCAGCUGUCUCCCAAGUCGAAGAGACCUUCGGAACCAUCAAUUUCGCAUCGACGAUGCUUGAACAACCGUAUGACUUCCAGGUUGCGUUCAACGGCACUGUCACCGGCGGCGGUGGCUCCGGGUCCAAUACAGGGCCGUACAUCAGUGCACCUCUUGAUGCCCUUCAACAGCGUGCUUCUCAAGAUAACACCGUCAUCAUGUGGGAUACAGAGAAUACCGACGACUAUAUGGCCCUAAUGGAAGGCUCUGACGCCUGUCUGGUGUUUAUCAAUGCAUUUUGCUACGAAAGUUCAAUUCCGUUUACCGACCAUCAAGUCAUGGAUAAUAGGAGAUAA
Messenger RNA from Aspergillus nomiae NRRL 13137, 1449 nucleotides. RefSeq lists its product as uncharacterized. Bases 1 to 1449 code for a protein of 482 amino acids. The transcript is spliced from 8 exons. The record is from RefSeq and is a predicted model, not a curated record. Lineage: Eukaryota; Fungi; Ascomycota; Eurotiomycetes; Eurotiales; Aspergillaceae. Gene Ontology annotation, molecular function: beta-glucosidase activity. Gene Ontology annotation, biological process: glucan catabolic process.